AAUGCCGUUGGCUAGAGAUUUUCUCCAUCCGAGCCCCAUCGAGGAGAAGAGGAAACACAAACUGAAGAGGCUUGUACAAAAGCCCAACAGUUAUUUUAUGGACGUCAAAUGCCCGGGCUGCUAUGCUAUUAAAACUAUCUUUUCACAUGCCCAGAGGCCAGUAGAAUGUGAUGGAUGUCGUACGAUACUCUGCACACCGACAGGUGGAAAAGCCAGAUUAACUGAGGGAUGUUCUUUUAGAAGAAAGGUCCAGUGUUAAUUUUAUGCAAUAUGUAUUUGAUUGACUUCUCUUUAUAUUCGAUAAAUAAAACCAAUCACAUGUA
Molecule: messenger RNA, 323 nt
Organism: Pogonomyrmex barbatus (red harvester ant)
Lineage: Eukaryota; Metazoa; Arthropoda; Insecta; Hymenoptera; Formicidae
Gene: RpS27
Product: ribosomal protein S27
Biological process (GO): translation
Cellular component (GO): ribosome
Molecular function (GO): structural constituent of ribosome
Source: RefSeq, a predicted model, not a curated record